Sander lucioperca (pikeperch) is the source of this 1082-nucleotide messenger RNA. Its product is annotated as olfactory receptor 6N1-like. The transcript has a single exon. Gene Ontology annotation, biological process: G protein-coupled receptor signaling pathway. The coding region runs from base 54 to 1076 and encodes 340 amino acids. Gene Ontology annotation, cellular component: membrane. NCBI's taxonomy places the organism in Eukaryota, Metazoa, Chordata, Actinopteri, Perciformes, Percidae. Gene Ontology annotation, molecular function: G protein-coupled receptor activity; olfactory receptor activity. The record is from RefSeq and is a predicted model, not a curated record.
UGAAUGCAGGUUUAUUGUAAGUGUUGUGUCUACUGUUAAAAUAGGACAUUUUGAUGCACAUAUUUUAUUAUAAUUUACUGUACCUCAAUCUGUUUUCACUUCUCUUCUUCCAGCUCUGCUGUUGUGCAGACAUGAAGAGCAACAACAGCCUGAAUCCUUUGUAUUUUCAGUUCACUCUGUUUGCAGACUUUGGGCCCCUCAGAUAUCUGUUCUUCAGUCUGUGUCUGUUGCUCUACAUGACUGUUGUCUCUGCUAACAUUGUCAUUAUUCUGACAGUCUGUCUGGAGAAGUCUCUGCAUCAGCCCAUGUAUAUUUUUAUCUGCUGUCUGUCUUUUAACUCUCUGUACGGCUCAGCUGGCUUCUUCCCCAGGUUUCUGAUGGACAUUCUGUCUGACACUCAUUUAAUCUCACGUCCAUUAUGUUUCAUUCAGAUAUAUGUUAUUUACACCUAUGCAUCAUGUGAGCUGACUAUCCUCAGCAUCAUGGCCUACGAUAGAUUUGUUGCUAUUUGCCAGCCUUUACACUAUCACAGUAAAAUGACAUUUAAGAUGGUAACACAUCUUGUGAUUUUUGCCGUGCUCUACUCUGCAUUUGCUAUGGGUUGCAGUCUCUUCCUUACUGUUAGAUUACCGUUGUGUGGCAAUAAACUGAACAGGCUUUUCUGUUCCAACUGGCCUGUGGUUCAGCUCUCCUGUGUGGACACAACUCUGAACAACAUAGUAGGUCAGUUUAUCACGAUAACAACCGUCUUCACCCCCCUGUUCUUUGUCCUGUACACCUAUCUACGUAUUCUGCUUGUUUGCAGGAGAAGCUCGUCUGAAUUCAGAGGAAAGGCGUUACAGACCUGCCUGCCUCACAUCGUGACAUUCAUGACCUAUUCUUUCUCUCUCUUCUGUGAGCUGUCAUUGACUCGAUUUGAGGCUGAUAAAAUGAAUCCAAUCAUCACAGUUGUUUUAUCUUUAGAGUAUUUGAUGAUCCCCCCCAUUAAUAACCCUCUAGUUUACGGCCUGAGUCUGCCUCAAAUCAAAGGAGUGAUUUUAAGAUUUUUGAAGAAGAUUCCUGCUGCGAAUAUGUAAAACUUA